GGCACCACGUGAGGAACCACAUGAAGAGGUGCUCUGAUUCAACUCCGAUAAACGGGAGAGGGCAUCAUAAUUCAUUCACAUAUCUCAUGUGACUGUCUGAUUGUGGACCACCAAAAGGGCCGCCGCCGCCGCUGCUGCUGCUGAUGGUUUUAACGGUUUGCGUGUGUGUGUGUGUCUGUGGAAGGAUUGACUUCUCCUUCCGCCAGUCUCGAUGCCAGCGGUGAUUGGUGAGACAGUAGGGGAAACACGCAGUCCUCCUGGUCGUCUUGUCGGCUUAGAGAGCCGGGGUACUUUCACGGAUUUGAUCAACAUGGCUUGGAGUGUAGGGAGCACACGGUCGUUUUAUCGACCAAUCCAUUAUUUAAACUAAGGCUGGAACUGUUUCUGACCCGAAGACUCAGAGGAAAAGAAAAGGUGAUGACCUGGAUGGUGCCAUGUGAAUGACUGAAGACCAUGAAGCCCACACACUUUCUGCUGUUCGUCCUGUGCACCAUGCUGGUCUUGGGCUUUAUUUGCUACUCCUCCUUGAAGCUACAUCUACCUGUAUGGGCCCAGAAGUCUCAGAAUGAUGCAGAAGAGACAACUGUAGUCCUGGCUAAAGGGGCUGGACUGAAAAGAAAUACAGAGGUGGAACCGGACAACAACGUGGGACGAAUAGUAGGCUCAGUGUAUGACAAGCAGGGCUUUCUGCUGCAGCUGGACACAAAACUGCCACAGGAUUUGAGAUUCAAGUAUGACAACCUCAGCGAAGGAAUGUGCAAGCCAGGAUAUGCAGCAGCCAAGAUGGCCACCAUCUAUCCCAAGUUCAAGAAAAUAGGGCCCAUGUUUCUUGAUCGGACCUUCAAACGUCUAGAAAAAGUUAGCAGUUAUUUACCUCCAUUUGGUUUUAAAACGCAAGAGAGAAUCAUCGACAACAUUUUAAGUGCCACCAAAAAUUACGGACUUGGAGACGAGCUGGACAAUCUCAACUGUAAAAAAUGCAUCAUCGUGGGCAAUGGGGGUAUCCUGUUCAACAAGUCUCUGGGCUCCCGUAUAGAUGACUAUGAUGUUGUAGUGAGGUUGAAUGAAGCACCAGUAAGCGGCUAUGGCAAAGACGUUGGGACCAAAACCACCAUGAGAAUCACCUAUCCAGAGGGAGCGAUCCAGAAGCCUGAAAACUAUGAAAAAGAUUCCCUUUUUGUUUUUUCUGCUUUCAAACCACAGGAUUUCAAGUGGCUCAAACAGAUGGUCUUCGGGGAGAAACUGAGGGGUACAGAGGGGUUUUGGAAGUCAGUGGCUCACUAUGUGCCUCGGAAGCCGAGCGAGAUGAGAAUCCUGAAUCCCUACUUCAUCCAGGAAGCUGCCUUCCAGUUCAUUGGCCUGCCCUUCAACAAUGGCCUCAUGGGCAAAGGGAACAUUCCAACUUUAGGAACAGUCGCUAUAACGAUGGCACUGCAUAACUGUGAUGAGGUGGCGGUGGCAGGUUUCGGCUAUGACAUGAAUACUCCCCACGCACCUCUUCACUACUAUGAGACUGUCAAGAUGUCUGCCAUUAAAGAGUCAUGGACACACAACAUUUCCAAGGAGAAGGAGUUCCUCCGCAAGCUGGUGAAGGGCAGCGUCAUCACAGACCUGACCAAUGGCAUCUGAGUUUACAACCCACCCGCAGUCUCCCUCUGCCUUUCCCAAAGGACUACAAAACUGGAAGCUGGGAUAUGGCUCAACCCGGGGAGAAAGAACCCAUAGAAUCUGGGUGGCCUGCACACUGCCGGGGUUUUUAUAUCAGAGGAGAUUAUUUAAAAUACUGGAGGGUUUCUGUGGGGAGAUGCACACAUGUGCCUUCUGAACCAAAGACUUGGGGUGGCGAGGUGCCCUGAGGAGGACUGGAUCUGCUUGGUUACUGUCUCAUCAUAGGACAGUCGCAGAAAAGCUCCGCCAGCCCCACCCUUUGACGUUUACCACUGUAAACCCCCAAGAGUCGCAAGAUUUCAUAGUAAGAGCAGAGGUGACAUCUUGACAUGCAGGGGUUUAGCGUGACUUGAUGAAGGGACAGAAAGACAGAAAGGAGUGAAAAGAGGACUGUCACAGAGAUUGUGCAGGAAUGGGUCGAGUAUUAGCAGUGCCAAACGUACCUCGUACAGGGGAGAGGUCGCACUCCUCUCCUUAUGCUGCCUGAAUGUAUUCAUUUUCCUCAGUGUAAAUAUCAAAGAUUUUUACUGUGCUUUUUAUCAAGCUGCAGCGGCCCCUGCACCCCCCACCCACCCCCACUUCCACCUGCCAUUUGUCCUUUCAUUCAUUCACUUUUUUUUUAAACUAUCUGUGCAGGAUCCAAAAUUAACACUUAACAAUUGACAGCAGCUAAAUCAGAGAGAGAGUCACCUGCCACACACUGGUGUCACUUUAAUACACUAACAUUAAUGUUUAAUGUUGUGACUCAGUAACCAGGUGCUUGUUAAGCUGGCUCUACACAGAGUGGUUCGUAGUGUUUUUCUCGUGACUGGGUAGUUAGUUAUCACCGUGUUACUGCUCACAUCAGGCGAGAGGCCAGCAGAAACAAAAAAAAUGAACAACUAAUACAAACAAAUCACUUGAAAGUGUUCAGUUAAAACUCGAUUUAAUUGAACACUUGAUUUUAGUUUUUAAGAUUUUCUACACUACAUUCCAUUGAAAGCAUGCAUUAGGACAAAGCUAUGGUCAUUAUUUUGGUUGAUCCAAAUAAUUUUGGACUUUUAUUUUCUUAAGUUAGGCAGCCUUAGCAGGUGAACCCUGAAGUAAAAUUUGGACACUGCAUCUCUCUCCUCCUCUUCUUCCUCCUCGUUGUCUCUUUGUAAAUCCUUCCUCCUUUCGGUUCAUACAUGUCACGGUACUGUCUUCAUCACUUCAUCAGCUGUUAGCCUUGAAGCAGAGGCAUACAGCACUGUAAUAACAUGUCCUGGUCAAGAGCAGAGGCUGUAUGUCGCUUCCCUUUCCCAACUUCCUGUUGCUGCAGACGUUCUUGUUCUUCAGUAAAUGGUGAAUCUCGGAUUGUAGAAUAUAAAUAUAUAUAUUUUGUUUUUAGGUUAAUUUUAAUAAUUUAUUUUGUUACAGAGUCCCAAUGUUUUGGUCACAGGCAGGCCUGCUUUCCAUUGUUUUUAUUCAGAGAAAACACAAAAGUUUGAAUUUGUGUUGUGAUUUCACCACCAUGUGCUUCCUCAGUGACUGCAUCUUUUAAGUUUGUGGCAGUAGAAAUGUGACAGCAUCCACUGAUGAAUCUGUUUUUUGUUUUUUGUUUUUUAUUGGCUUAGUGUUAAAUGUUAGUAGGCCUUUAUUUCUGGCUAUCAUUCAUCUUACAUUUACAAGUCAUUUCAUAAAAUUUGUUAAAAGCUGUGAGGUGAUAAUUGCCAGGCUCAGUCAUAAAUUAACAUCACGUGCUGAUCAGAUCUUUGCACUUUCCAGAUGGCGAUUUUGCCACGUGUUAUUCAGUAUUUAUUUACUGCUUAAGAGACAGUAGAAACUGUUACUAAGUGUUACACAAUCAAAGGUUGGGCUUCUCUUUUUCUUCCUUCCUUCAAAAAAAAAAGUGUUAGAAUUUAAGAUUGUCACCUUUUCUCAUCAUUUUAUCAUCAAAUUGUGAUUUAUUUAGUGAUGGUGCAUUUUAAAAAGUUUUUUUUUUUUCUUUUGGUGAAACAACAAUUCAACACAGUUUUCACCUAUUUAAUGUCACUACUUUCUCUUUGGAAGUGCAAGUAUAUUUACUGUACGGUGUACUCAUACAGGUUCACUUCCAGUACACUGCUGUUGCUACAUCUGUUACAUCGCUCCAUCACAUGCUCCUUUUCUUGAUUACGUUUCCACAAACACUGCGGGGAUCGUGCAGCCGCAUGUCCUACCCAGUCCCUUCAGAACAGUUUCACUGGGUUUGAAGGAAUGGAUCAUUAUUUUGGAAAACUAGGCCUUUUUUGGGACUGUGUUGGGGUUUUUUUUUUUUUGAGAGAGCUAGUGUACAGGGAACAGCUGACCAUUGCACUAUCAUGAGGCGCGCUCAGUGCCUUACACCUCAUCACCUGGAAACUGUAGCACGGAGUUUGACGCAGGAAAGUAUCCACAGCUGAUUUGGUAUGUAGGAUCAGUUCCAAGUCAGGACAGGUCACUCCACACACAUCAGUUGGGGCCAGUCCAUUCCAUAUCUGUACUGUAUGUACCUUAUAAACAGUGUAGGGAGGUUUAAAGGGCCGUACUGGUGUUGCUAUGUUUUAGCCCAUAAACUACAUGUUGACCAGUGUAUUUCAAAUGGUGGCUUCUGAACAACAGCUGUUUUAAUGCAGGAAAUGACUAAAUUCACUUCACUCAUUUUAUAGAUGCAUUGUUGCUUAUUGUUUGUUCGCAACGUAGCUCAUCAAUACUCUGGUUUCCGGCAGCUGACUAUUAAAGGGGCACCGUGCAAAUUUUACCCAAAAAGAGAAGUGUUGCAGUGGAUCCAGUGUUAAAUUAAUCCACACUAGGGACUAAUUCUCAGGACAUUUCAACCUGUUGUGCUCCGAUUUUGAUCAGCCUUUGUUUUUUUAAUCUGUCUCUUGUCCAUCCCUGAGCUUUAUGGAGCACCGCUUUAAUGCUUGAAUGAUAGAACAUCCUUUAACGCCCCAGCAAGGAGAGUUUGAAAAUGGUCCCUGCUCACUGCCACAGCACCAUGUCAUGAUAACUGUAUAUAUACUGAAAUAUUUUGAAACCAGUGUGUGCAGUGUAAAGGCAGAUAUGUGAUCUAGAAUCUAUAUAGUACGUUGGGGGAAAAUGGUCAUUAAUAAUUUCAAAUAUGUGCAAUAUGUUCUCAGCGGGCUAAAACACAUCAAGCCACCAGUAUGGUCUAUAGAGCUUUGAGACUAAGCAGAUGCUUAGUUGAAAUGAAAUGAACCCUUUCUCUUUUCUGUUUUUUUUUUCCCUUACAGUAGGUUUUGAAUCUUUACGAAUGCUGGAGGAGUUCAAAUUGAAACUGAAAUUCAAAUUGGACCCAAGUCGUCUCAUCUAAUGACAUUUCAUUACAAAGCAGAAUGUAUUAGCUCAUAUUUAUAAUGCUUUUUUUUAUAAUGAUUUUUUUUUUUAAACAUUCCAUCAUCAGUGGGAAGUCAACGUGAUCGAAAGUAUUACAGUUUGUUUUCAUUUUCAUAAAUGGCUUUCUGCAACUCAAUAAAUAAGUUUGUAAUGCA
Toxotes jaculatrix (banded archerfish) is the source of this 5159-nucleotide messenger RNA. RefSeq names its product ST3 beta-galactoside alpha-2,3-sialyltransferase 3b (gene st3gal3b). Gene Ontology annotation, molecular function: sialyltransferase activity. The record is from RefSeq and is a predicted model, not a curated record. Lineage: Eukaryota; Metazoa; Chordata; Actinopteri; Toxotidae. The transcript is spliced from 13 exons. Bases 454 to 1629 code for a protein of 391 amino acids.